Molecule: messenger RNA, 2310 nt
Organism: Salvia splendens (bonfire salvia)
Lineage: Eukaryota; Viridiplantae; Streptophyta; Magnoliopsida; Lamiales; Lamiaceae
Product: zinc finger MYM-type protein 1-like
Exons: 2
Coding region: 1-2310 (769 amino acids)
Molecular function (GO): protein dimerization activity
Source: RefSeq, a predicted model, not a curated record
AUGGAAAAUCAGCCCCGAAGAGAAGUUGGGUUGAACUUGAAUGAUAUUGUUGGUGAUCCGGGAAAACGCAAGCCAAUUGAAGAGUUCGAUGUUUCAAUUCGAGAUAGAGUGCGAAGAGAGUACUUGAAUAUGGGCCCUUGUCAACCAAUAGGACAUAAGUAUGAAAAAAAGAAAUAUGGUAAUCAAGAAAGAAGUUUUCAAGAUAUUUGGUUUAAAAGGUAUACAUGGUUAGAGUAUAGUGUAUCAAAGGAUGCAACUUUUUGCUUUUGGUGCUACCUUUUCAAGAAAUCGGAUAAAGGGGGUCGACAAUCAGAUGAUGCUUUUACAAAGACAGGUUGUAGCAACUGGAAAAAUGCAUUAGAAAGAUUCAAUUAUCAUGUUGGAGGCGUGAAUAGUUGUCAUAAUAAUGCUAGAAUUCAGUUCGAAGCUUUUCAAGAUCAAAGGAACAGUGUGGCAAGUAUAUUACGGUCAAAUACCCGUGAGAUGGAAGUUGCAUAUCGCAUUCGGUUGACAGUCUCAUUGAAUGUGACUCAGUUUCUCUUAAAGCAAGGAUUAUCUUUUCGUGGACAUGAUGAGUCAAGUAGUUCUUCAAAUCGAGGUAAUUUUAUUGAGUUGCUUUUAUGGUUUAGUGAACUUAACGAUGAUGUAUCCAAAACUUUGUUUGCAAAUGCUCCUGCUAACAAUCAAAUGAAUUCACCACGAAUUCAAAAGGAAUUAGCAAACGCUUGUGCUUCAGAGGUUACACUUGCCAUAGUUAAUGAUAUUGGAGAUAAAGUUUUCACUCUUUUGGUUGAUGAGGCUCGAGACGUUUCAAUGAAGGAGCAGAUGGGAGUUGUUUUAAGAUAUGUGAAUAACGAAGGAUAUGUGAUUGAGCGAUUUAUUGGAAUCGUGCAUGUAACUGACACUUCCUCUCAUACUUUGAAAUGUGCUAUUGAUGAUUUAUUGGUGAAGCAUAAUUUAUCUCUAUCUAAAGUGAGAGGGCAAGGAUAUGAUGGAGCUUCUAAUAUGAGGGGUGAGUUUAAUGGAUUGAAAUCCUUAAUAUUGCAAGAAAAUCCAUAUGCCAUGUAUAUUCAUUGUUUCUCUCAUCAACUCCAACUAAUUAUUGUUGCGGUUGCCAAGGGUAUUAGAGUUGUGAAGGAUGUUUUUAGCUAUGUCUCCAUGAUUGUGAAUAUGGUCGGGGCAUCUUGUAAGAGAAAAGACCAACUUAGGCAGUUGCAACAUGACAGAUUAGUUGAACAACUUAAUGAUGGAGAAGUCAUAAGUGGAAGAGGUAAAAAUCAAGAAACUAGUUUGGUAAGGCCUGGAGAUACUCGUUGGGGCUCACAUUACUUUACAUUGCUUCGUCUAUGCUCUAUGUGGUCUUCGGUUGAGAAAGUGUUGGAAGUUGUACGUGACGAUGCUACUCUCCGUGAUAACAGAAGUACCACUGAAGGAUUGAUUGAAAGGAUGGAUAACUAUGAGUUUGUUUUCACUUUGCAUUUGAUGAAACAUUUAUUGGGAAUAACCAAUGAAUUAUCCAUUGCCUUGCAAAAGAAAGAUCAAAAUAUUAUUCAAGCCAUAUCAUUGAUCCAAAGUGUGAAACAUCAGUUGCAAAGUUUUAGAGAGAAUGGAUGGGAAGACAUACAUGAUCAAGCAACAAAGUUUUGUGAAUUGCAUAAUAUUUCACAAGUUGAUAUGGAUGAAUUUAUACCACGCCGUGGUUAUAAGAAGUAUGGAGCAGAGUUGAUCACGAAUUUGCAUCAUUAUCGUGUAGAGAUUUUUAAUCAGGUGGUUGAUUUAACUAUACAAGAGAUGGAUAAUCGAUUUUCUGAAGCUAGCACCGAGUUGCUAGGAUGCAUAUCAUGUCUUGAUCCAAGAAAUUCUUUCUCUCGAUUCAAUGAUGAUCAAGUAAUCCGUCUUGCUACUUUAUAUCACGAGGACUUCUCUGCAAUUGAUUGUUCACAGCUUCCACUUCAACUUAGUAAUUUUAUUGCUAAUGUACGAUGUGAUCCUCAAUUUUCUGCCUUAAGCAACUUAGGAGACGUUGCUACGGAAAUGGUCAAAAGUGGUAAACAUUUGGUUUUUCCGUUGGUUUAUCGGAUUAUUGAGUUGGCAUUGGUUUUACCUGUUGCUACUGCUUCUGUUGAGAGAGCAUUUUCUGCAAUGAAGACCAUCAAGACUGACUUGCGAAAUCGGAUGGGAGAUGAGUGGAUGAAUGAUAGUUUGAUUGUGUACAUUGAGAAGGACCUGUUUUCAACGAUUGAUAAUGAAAAAAUCUUGCAACGUUUUCAAUCGAUGAGAACACGUAGAAUUCAGUUGCCAUCGCUUUAG